CCAUCCAAUUGUUUUAGACUAAUGUAAUCUACUGUAACUAUUGGGUCUUUUCUUUUCUUCGAAGAUAACAUGGAAAAUUCAGUCAAUGAUAAGGAAAUUGGAGGUGGGUAGGUUUUAUGAAACAGAGAGAGAAAACAUGGGUGUUUUUGCAUUUUUGUCAGGUUUUUGUUUGGGAUCAGAGAGAUCCUGGAAUCUUUGCAGUAAAUGGAAAAUUGGAUUUUGGGUGUUGCCAGCAAUGGGGAAUUAGAUGAUGGGUGUGUUUGGCUGCCAGUUAUUUUUGUAGUUUUGGCCUGAAGGGCUUGGACUCUGAUGUUGUUUUUUAUUUUAUUUUAUUUUAUUUUUCUAUACAAGGUAUCUUUCCUUGUUCCUCUUUUGUUUUAGUUGUGCAGACUCUCCCAAGAGAAGGGAAAUAAAAAACAAAAAAAGGAAGAUAUUUUAGAAGGGAAAUUCUCUGAAAUCUGACCCAAACACAAUCCUAAUAUCAAUCAAGGUUGUUGUAGAUUGUUUCAUACAACAUACCAUUGAAUGUGAGUAUUGGGUUUCUUGACUGUGGUAACAUGGGUGAAUUCGAAGACGUGUUUUCGGGGUGGAGCUGGGAGGAGAACAAGAUGUUUGAGCUUGCUUUAGCCAUCGUUGAUGAACAGAAUCCCGAACGGUGGAACACGGUCGCCGCCAUGAUUGGAGGGAAGAGCGCAGAGGAGGUCGAAAGGCACUAUGAGACCCUUGUGGAGGAUUUGCAGAAUAUCGAAUCCGGUGAGAUGGACCAUAGGUUGGAAGAAGCACAUCUGCAUAGUCUUUCGGGUGACUGUGAUCAGUCAACAUAUUGGACCGAUGAAGACCAGAAGCUACUCAUUCAAUUGGGCAUAUGAAGCUAGUCAUGGGCAAAAUGCUCGCAUAUGAAAGAGGGCGAUAGACAGAGAAAACAGAUUGGACAUUGAUCGUAGGUAAAUUUCUAUAUAUGGGUUUGUCGUAAUUUAUAGUAUUAUUAAGGAAAACAAUCUUGUUUCAACCACUUAUGAAAAAGAUGGCCGGUCGAUAUAGAUGUUAUCAAAGAACCAUUCAUCUUUAAAGCUGUCAAAAAGAUGAAACAAUUUGAAAUUUUUGGA
Magnolia sinica is the source of this 1106-nucleotide messenger RNA. RefSeq names its product protein RADIALIS-like 3. Bases 558 to 869 code for a protein of 103 amino acids. The transcript has 2 exons. The record is from RefSeq and is a predicted model, not a curated record. Gene Ontology annotation, molecular function: DNA-binding transcription factor activity. NCBI's taxonomy places the organism in Eukaryota, Viridiplantae, Streptophyta, Magnoliopsida, Magnoliales, Magnoliaceae.